GCCACUUCACUCUUCAUCGCCAUCUCUAUACUCUACAUCUUCGCUUCACUCGAUCGUCUUCUCUCUCGUUGAUCUCUUUCGAUUCUUCAAUUUUAAAUCCGUAAUUAAUCAUGGGGUUGAAGGGUUUUGUUGAAGGUGGUAUUGCCUCCAUCGUCGCCGGCUCCUCCACCCACCCUCUUGACCUCAUCAAGGUCCGCAUGCAACUUCAAGGUGAAUCCCACCUCCCUAAUCCAGCUUCCCUUCAAGCCUUCCGCCCUGCAGUCGCCUUCAACACGGUUGCUGCAGGUGCUGGAAACAUUUCCCUACCUGUAGAAGUUCCUCCGCCGCCGGCUCGUGUUGGACCCUUUUCUAUCGGUGUCCGUAUCAUCCAAUCUGAAGGCGUGGCCGCCCUUUUCUCUGGUGUAUCCGCCACUAUUCUCCGCCAGACCUUGUACUCCACCACCCGUAUGGGCCUUUAUGAUAUUCUCAAACACAAGUGGACAGACCAAGAUACCGGAAGUAUGCCACUUCCACGGAAGAUUCUUGCUGGCCUUAUCUCCGGCGGUGUCGGAGCUGCCGUCGGGAACCCAGCUGACGUGGCUAUGGUCCGCAUGCAGGCUGAUGGACGUCUCCCAAUUGACCAACGUCGCAACUACAAGAGUGUGUUCGAUGCUUUAACUCAAAUGUCAAAGCAAGAAGGAAUUGCUAGCCUCUGGCGUGGCUCAGGUCUAACAGUGAACCGUGCAAUGAUUGUCACUGCAUCACAGCUCGCAACCUAUGAUCAGAUCAAGGAGAUGAUAUUGGAAAAGGGUGUGAUGAGCGAUGGAAUAGGGACCCAUGUGACGGCGAGCUUCGCUGCUGGGUUUGUGGCAUCGGUGGCUUCAAACCCUAUAGAUGUGAUAAAGACUAGGGUUAUGAACAUGAAGGUGGAGACAGGAGCAGAGCCGCCGUACAAGGGUGCAUUAGAUUGUGCAAUGAAGACAGUGAAGGCUGAGGGUCCUAUGGCUUUGUAUAAGGGAUUUAUACCUACAAUCUCAAGGCAAGGACCUUUCACAGUGGUGCUCUUUGUCACGCUAGAGCAGGUCAGGAAGCUACUCAAAGAUUUCUAAUUCAUGAGAUGAUGAAGGAAAACACUAUAUAUAGCUAGCUAGCUGUGAAUUGCAGCUUCAUUAUUGGGAGACUUAUUCUUUAUUCUUUUUGUAGGCAUGGCCGCUACUAUAAUUUAUUGUAUUAAAGAAAGUUGAUUUUUGAUAUAAAUUAAUUCGUCUUUUAUCCCA
This is a messenger RNA of Hevea brasiliensis (rubber tree), 1256 nucleotides long. Its product is annotated as mitochondrial uncoupling protein 5-like. Bases 111 to 1088 code for a protein of 325 amino acids. Gene Ontology annotation, cellular component: mitochondrial membrane. Lineage: Eukaryota; Viridiplantae; Streptophyta; Magnoliopsida; Malpighiales; Euphorbiaceae. Gene Ontology annotation, molecular function: malate transmembrane transporter activity; antiporter activity; sulfate transmembrane transporter activity. The transcript has a single exon. The record is from RefSeq and is a predicted model, not a curated record. Gene Ontology annotation, biological process: phosphate ion transmembrane transport; oxaloacetate transport; succinate transmembrane transport.